Sphaerodactylus townsendi is the source of this 3795-nucleotide messenger RNA. It is a transcript of the gene MORC3, whose product is annotated as MORC family CW-type zinc finger 3. The transcript is spliced from 17 exons. Gene Ontology annotation, molecular function: zinc ion binding; ATP hydrolysis activity. NCBI's taxonomy places the organism in Eukaryota, Metazoa, Chordata, Lepidosauria, Squamata, Sphaerodactylidae. The coding region runs from base 83 to 2863 and encodes 926 amino acids. The record is from RefSeq and is a predicted model, not a curated record. Gene Ontology annotation, cellular component: PML body; nucleus.
UAAAUCAGAUCCGAGAGGGUUGGGAGAGAGGAAGCGUUUCUCCCCUCCCUUCGCUUGCUGCGGCUUUUGUAUUUCAGCUAAAAUGGCGGCUGUGCAAGCACAGGGUGGUAUCCUUCUUAGUGCGUUGUGUCCAAAAUUUCUGCAUACAAACUCUACAAGUCACACGUGGCCUUUCAGUGCUGUGGCUGAACUUAUAGAUAAUGCUUAUGAUCCAGAUGUCAAUGCAAAACAGAUGUGGAUUGACAAAACAGUUAUAAAUAAUUGUACUUGCUUGACAUUCAUGGACAAUGGAAAUGGUAUGAAUGCGGACAAGCUACAUAAGAUGUUGAGCUUCGGCUUUAGUGACAAAGUUACGAUGAACGGCCAUGUCCCAGUUGGAUUGUAUGGAAAUGGAUUUAAAUCGGGAUCAAUGCGUCUUGGGAAAGAUGCAAUUGUGUUCACCAAAAAUGAAGAUAACAUGAGCGUGGGCAUGUUGUCACAGACCUUCUUGGAAGUUAAAAAAGCAGAGCAUGUGAUUGUUCCCAUAAUAUCAUUCAAUAAGAAACGGCAAAUAAUGAAUCCAGAGGAGUCAGCAGCCAGCUUGAAAGCUAUCCUGGAGCACUCCUUGUUUUCUAAUGAAAAGGAGCUACUUGCAGAGCUUGAUGCCAUCAUAGGGAAAAAAGGGACCAGAAUCAUCAUUUGGAACCUUCGAAGAGAGAAAAACGAACAAACAGAAUUUGAUUUUGAUUCAGAUAAAUACGAUAUUAGAAUUCCUGCAGAUUUAGAUGAAGUAAUAGGAAAAAGAGGUUAUAAAAAGCAAGAGAGACAAGACCAGAUUACUCCUGAAAGUGACUAUUCAUUACGGGCUUAUUGCAGUAUUUUGUAUUUGAAGCCAAGAAUGCAGAUUAUUAUAAGAGGACAAAAAGUGCAAACACAGUUGGUUUCCAAAAGCCUUGCCUAUAUCGAACGGGAUGUUUAUAGGCCCAAAUUUUUGGCUCCCAAGACUGUGAGAAUUACCUUUGGAUUCAAUUGCCGAAAUAAAGAUCAUUAUGGAAUGAUGAUGUACCAUAGAAACAGACUAAUUAAAGCUUAUGAAAGAGUUGGUUAUCAGCUAAAGGCAAAUAAUACGGGUGUAGGUGUAGUUGGGAUUAUAGAAUGCAACUUCCUAAAGCCAACACAUAAUAAACAGGAUUUUGAUUAUACACAUGAAUACAGGCUUACAAUCCAUGCACUUGGCGAGAAGCUUAAUGAUUACUGGAAUGAGAUGCAAGCAAAGAAAAAAGAUUAUCCUCUGGACAUGCUAGUUGAAGAUAUCCAGAAACGGCCCGAUCAGACCUGGGUUCAGUGUGAUUCAUGCCUAAAAUGGAGGAAGGUUCCAGAUGGAAUAGAUCAUUUGCCAGAGAAGUGGUAUUGUUCAUAUAACCCUGAUCCUCAGUUCAGAAAUUGUAAUGUGCCCGAGGAACCUGAAGAUGAUGAUUUAAUACCAUAUGAAAAAACAUUUAAGAAAAAAGAUAGGGAGAAAUUAAAGAAAAGACUGGAGAUGACACAACAGAUGUAUAAUGAAAUAUUUAUACAAACAUCUCCUACUAUGUCCAGUGUGUCACCAGCAUCAAGUGAAAGUAUUUCAAGAUUGCAUACAGAAGCUUCAAAUACUUCUCUUACAAGACCUCUUAACACAUCAAAUAAUAUGUCAGUAUCUUCACCUCAUCCUGACCCUGAAAACAGUUUUAAACGAAAGCUUUCUGACCCCGUGACACAGCUUCCUUAUAAGAUCAGUCGGUUAAACAGUAGUCACACAUUUGAGCAUAAAAAGGAUGAUCCUGAUGACGAUGUCAUCAUCUUGGAAGAGAACAGUACCCCAAAGCCUUCCGGAACAGACUGUGAUAUCACAAUAGUAAAAGUUGAGGGUGGUGUUGUAGAUCAUAUUUUGGAUCAUAUUGAUCUUCAGGAAGAAAGCUCCAAGAACUACGAUGCUAGUUCAGAAGAUAAAUGUUCUAAAGGAAAUGCAGCAACACAAACUGAAAAGGAGCAGCUUGUGGUUAAGAAAGAAGAAAUGGACAGUACAAAUAAUCAGCUAUCUAGAUCAGAAUCUGAACUAACUCUGUUAGAACUUGAUAAUGUUGCGGAGACUGCUCCUGUUGAUAAUGACUUAACGAUGAAUGAACUAAGAAUUCAGCUGCAGUUAGCAAAUGAAGAAAAAGAAAAAUACCAUCAGCAGUGUGAUACAUUGUUGAAGCAAGUAAAGAUACUAGAGCAGAAAACAGUUGAAAUAAAUGAUAAAAGUGUGAAAAAGGAAAUGUGCCACCAGUCAACAGACACACAAACUCUGCUACUAGAUGAACUAGAAAAAAUUAAAGGAAGAAGUUCAGAAGAGAUACUGAUUCUCUACGAACAGGCAUUACAAGAGAUGAAGAGGCUGAAAGAACAAUGUGAUACUCUUCAGAGUUUAAAAUCUGAGUACUGUAAAUGUAGUAACAGUGAGAAUAAAAGUGAAGUAGAUGAUAUGGCUGUGCAACUUGAUGACGUUUUCAGACAACUGGAUAAAUGCAGUAUUGAAAGAGACCAAUAUAAAAAUGAGAUUGAAUUACUAGAAAUGGAAAAAUCUCAGCUAGGCUUUCAAUGUGAAGAGCUUAAAACAGAAGUUGCACAACUAAAAACUUCCAUAUCACAUGCCAAUGACUCCGUAGCCAGUAAUCUUGAAGAUCCUGUAAAUUACCCUGACGGGGAGAGCCUGAAACUGAGAUCCCUUCGAAUUAACGUGGGACAGCUACUGGCAACCAUAAUGCCUGAUCUUGAUCUGCAACAAAUGAACUACAACGUUGAUGUGGUUGAUGAAAUUCUAGGACAAGUUGUGGAGCAAAUGCAUGAAAUCAGCAGUGCUUAAUUUAUCCUUCAUUCAUAACCUACUUUGCUCAGUUUUCUGUUUUAUUGAGUAAAGUUCCCAACCUAUAAAAACUGAAUGUUGGUUUUGUUUAAAGCAUAAUGUGAAUGUUUCAUGUGUCACCACAGAUGUAUUUAAAACUGUUCUUGAAUUUAAAACAUUUGUAACAGAUACUUUUAAUUUUUAUAAUGUAUUCAAAAGUUGUUUACUUUUUCAGUUUCGUUUUAAGAAAGAACCCUGUCAAUAUUGGCUAGUGACAUUUCUCUAACUUGACUAGUAUUUUUACAGUGGCCCAUAAGUAUUUCUGAUCCUUGAUACUGAUUAUAUAUACUGAUAAAGGUAUUGCAAAAUCAGUGUUUUAUUAGACUGAUUAAAAGAGCGAAUAUGUAUUUAAUUUUUAUAAUAAAUUCACAAGUGACUACCAAUGCAGUUAUAUGUCUCUCAUGUCUCCACUUUAAAGUGGACCACUGCUACAAUUCCUGUUUUUAUUCAAAUUAGUAGCCUCAGAGUAUGUUUAAGAUCAGGUACCCCUGGUUGUGCUAUGCUGGUCAGACUGUUGCGAACAAUGGCUUUAGUAUCUUUUUGUUUAACAGAUGUUUAUCAACAUAUGUUCAUAUGGUUUGAAGGAGUUAUUUUUCCACAUUUUUUUCUAAUUAUGUAUAGUUCAAAUGUUUUUUGUUACUCACCUUAUACUUCAAUACAUGAAUGUACUAUAAAAUCUGGGUAAAAUAAAUCUUGGUUGUAUGGAAACUAUAACUUAAAUUUAUACUGUACAUUUACAUUCUGAAGAAAAGUAAAUGGAAAAGUUUUUUUUAUUUACAUAAAAUAAAAAAUGUAUAUUUUGUACUAAAUGGGAGAAAAACACUUUCUGGUUUGAGUAACAAGGAAAAACUGUAGCUAGACAAAUGUAAAACAUAAUAAAAAUACCUGCUUAA